This is a messenger RNA of Vombatus ursinus (common wombat), 4292 nucleotides long. It is a transcript of the gene CSAD, whose product is annotated as cysteine sulfinic acid decarboxylase. The record is from RefSeq and is a predicted model, not a curated record. Lineage: Eukaryota; Metazoa; Chordata; Mammalia; Diprotodontia; Vombatidae. Bases 233 to 1711 code for a protein of 492 amino acids. Gene Ontology annotation, cellular component: cytoplasm. The transcript is spliced from 15 exons. Gene Ontology annotation, biological process: carboxylic acid metabolic process. Gene Ontology annotation, molecular function: sulfinoalanine decarboxylase activity; pyridoxal phosphate binding.
CCUCUGAGAUUGGAAACAAAAAUAGAGAAGAAUCAGAAAAAGAAUGUUUCAACAGUAUCUCUCCAGUUCAUCUGUGCCUCUUUUUUUUCUCAACUGUGGUACUCCAUGUCCUCAUCACAGCACAUCUGGAUUAUAGCUCUACCUUCCUAACCAGUAUUCCAGUUUCCUUCUGUCUUCCCUCCUCCAUCUUCUCUCUUGAUUCAAGGUCAACCAGAUCUCAGUAGAUUUUCAGAUGGCUGAAUCAAACCACCUCUCCCAUGAUUGGGACCUGCCCGCUGGUGAAGCCCUGCUUCAGGAUGUCUUUGGCAUUGUCAUGGAUGAGCUUGUACGAAAAGGAACUGAUGCCUCUGAGAAGGUCUGUGAGUGGAAGGAGCCAGAGGAGCUGAAGAAGCUGCUUGAUUUGGAGUUACGGAGCCAUGGGGAGAAGCAGGAGCAGAUCCUUGACCGGUGCCGGACCAUCAUGCAGUACAGCGUGAAGACCUGUCAUCCUCGGUUCUUCAAUCAGCUCUUCUCAGGGCUGGACCAUCAUGCUCUGGCUGGUCGGAUCAUCACGGAGACCCUCAACACUAGUCAGUACACUUAUGAAAUUGCUCCCGUGUUUGUCCUCAUGGAGGAAGAGGUGCUGAAGAAACUCCGGGCCCUGGUGGGCUGGAGCAGCGGGGAUGGGGUCUUCUGCCCGGGUGGCUCGAUCUCCAACAUGUAUGCGCUGAACUUGGCACGUUACCGGCGAUAUCCUGACUGCAAACGAAGGGGACUUCGGGCCCUGCCCCCCUUGGCCAUCUUCACAACACAGGAGAGUCACUACUCUCUUCAGAAAGGAGCUGCUUUCUUGGGCAUGGGCACAGACAGCAUCCGACUGGUCAAGGCUGACGAAAGGGGAAAGAUGAUCCCAGAGGACUUGGAGAAACAAAUUAAUCAAGCUGAGGCAGAGGGUGCUGUGCCACUCUUCGUCAAUGCCACGGCGGGCACCACAGUGCUGGGGGCCUUUGACCCCCUGGAGGCCAUUGCUGAAGUGUGCCAGCAACACGGACUAUGGCUGCAUGUGGAUGCAGCCUGGGGUGGAAGCGUCCUGCUGUCUCAGACACACCGACACCUCCUGGAUGGCAUUAAGAGGGCUGACUCAGUGUCCUGGAAUCCCCACAAGCUGCUGGCGACUGGACUUCAGUGCUCAGCUCUCCUCCUUCGGGACACCUCGAACUUGCUGAAGGAAUGUCACGGAGCCCAGGCCACCUACCUGUUUCAGCAAGACAAGUUCUACGACGUGUCUCUGGACACAGGAGACAAGGUAAUACAGUGUGGCCGUCGUGUCGACUGUCUGAAGCUGUGGCUCAUGUGGAAGGCUGUCGGUGGAUCUGUGCUGGAGCAGCGUGUGGACUGGGCUUUCACCCUCACCCGGUACCUUGUAGAGAAGAUCAAGCUGCGGAAGGGCUUUGAGCUGGUCAUGGAGCCGGAAUAUGUGAAUGUAUGUUUCUGGUACGUGCCCCCCAGCCUUCGUGGCCAGCAAGACAGUGCUGAUUAUUGCAAGAAGCUCGCUAAGGUGGCACCGGUGCUGAAGGAGCGGAUGGUCAAAAAGGGCUCCAUGAUGGUGGGCUACCAGCCCCACAGAACCUUGCCCAAUUUCUUCCGCCUGAUUUUGGGUAACCCAGCCCUGCGCACAGCCGACCUCGACUUCUUCUUGGAUGAGCUGGAGCAGUUGGGGCAGGACUUAUAACUUCCCUAGGCUGACCAAUAAGCUGCAGUUCUUAUAAAUGUCAGGCAUUCUUUACAUUCUCUUUCUAACUUGUUGACCUGAAGUUAAUUGGUGAUGGUGAAAGGUGGUGGAGGAAAAGAAGGGAAUCAAUUGAGUAAUCAACAAGCAUUUAUUAAGUGCCUAGUAUGUGCCGGACACUGUACUAAGUGCUGGGAAUAUAAAUACAAAAAGGGAAACAAUCCCAACUCUGGAGGAGGGCACCUUCAUGUGGAGAAGAUAGUAACUAUAUACAGAAUAGAUAUAGAAUGAGAAUAAAUACAGAGUAGUUAAAUACCAGUUAGUUCGGGAGGAAAGGCACUAGUAUUUAGGGGGAUCAGGAAAGGCUUCAUGUAGAGGUAGACGAGUCUUGAAGGAAGAGGGAGAUUCUAGGAGCUGGAGAGAAGGAGGAAGUACAUUCCAGCCAUGAAGGAUGGUCAGGGUGAAGGCAGAGAGACAGGAGGUGAAGUGUUGUGUCUGUGUUGUUGUGUGAGCAAAGAGGAAGCCUUUUUGGCCAGAUCUCAGAGUGUGGAAACAGGAGCACAUACAAUACAUAGGUUGGGGCCAGAUUCUGAGGGGCUUUGAAAAAUAAACAGGUGAGUUUACAUUUUAUUGAGGAGUCCAUCGGCCACUUGGAGUUCCUUUAGUAGGGGAGUGAUGGUCAGAUCUGUGCUUAAGGAAGGCUACUUUGGCAUCUGUUUGGAUGGUGGAUUGCAAUGGGGAGAGACAAAGUAGGGAGUCCCCUUAGGCUUUUGCACUAAUCUAGGCAAGGGUGCAUGUGUGAGUAGAAGGAAGAGGCAGGAUACAAGGGAUGAUGCAGAACGUCAGGAUUUGGCAGUUGAAUGUAUUUGCGAGUGACUAAAGAGCGAGGAGCCUUAUUGACUUGGGUGACUCUCAGGUUACAAACUUGGGAGACUGGGAGCAUUUGGACAGAAAUAGGGAAGUUUGUGAGACAGGUGGAUUUUGGGGAAAAGAUGAUGAGUUCUCUUUUGAACAUGCUCAGAUUGAGAUGACUUCAGUGUAUCCAGAUUCAAAUGUCCAAUCGUGAUGAGAAAGGGCAGAGAUAAGCAGCAUACAUAAAUAUGUGGGUCAGCCGCAUAGAGAUAAUUACACCAAUGGGAGCUGAGGAGCUCAGCAAGAGAAAGAAGAAAAGAGAGCGGGUGUGCCCACAUCGUGUGGGUGACGAGCCAGCAAAGGAGAGUGAGAAGCAACAAGAGAAACAGGAAAGAGAAUUGUCACCAAAACCUAAAGAAGAGGGAACAUCCAGAACAAGAGGAUGGUCUGUGGUGUCACAUGCUUCAGAGGGGUUGAGAAGGAUGAAAGCUGAGAAAAGACCAUCAGAUUUGGUAAGUAAGAGAUCAUCAGUAACUUUGAAGAGAGCAGUUUGAGUUGGGGUUGAAGAAUGACUGUGGAGACAAUAAGUGGAAGAUGGGAGUUUGGCCAAGGAAGGGUGGUGAGAUAAAGGGUGAUCACCCGAGUGUAUGGUGGGGUCUAGGGAAGAUUUUUUUAAGGAUGAGGGAGACUUGGAUAUGUUUGAAGGGAAGGAACUAGUAGAUAUGGAAAGGUUAAAGAUUAGAAGUGGGAAUUGCAAUCUAUUGGAGAUUAUGGGAGGGGGGAUGGGAUCAAAGGCACAUGUAGAAGGGUUGAUCUUGGCAAGGAAUAGGGCCACUUAAUUGUUAGGGAUUAAGAGAAAGGAGGAGAGAGUGGGGAAUGAUGUCAAGUGGUUUUUUGAUGAAGAGAAGUGGAAUUGAGAGAGCCCAGGUAAAAUGACCUUAAUUUUCUUAGGAAAGUUGAGAAUUCUUAGCUGAAAUGUUGAGGGGAAGGUGAUAUAUGGAAGGCUUAAGGAAAGGGGAGAAGAAUUGGAAGAGCUUCUGUGAGGAAUAAGAGGGAGACUCAAUUAGAGAGGAAUAAAAGGAUUGCCUCGCUGCAGAGAGGACCCAGUUGAGAUGGAUGACGUGAAUUUAUAAUGUAGUCAGUUGUGUUGGACGACCUCCUCUAGCUUUUGUGCAGCAGCUGUGUGUUAAGUGGUAGGAAAGGGUGGUAGAGAAUGUUAGGGGCUGGAAGGAGUAAGGUAUGGAUUAAAAUUAUUGGGGGCAGGAACUUGAUUGUGUGACCAGGGUUUCCAGCCAAGCCUGGAGCGGUUUUUCAUGAGAUUCCUGAUUGGUGGAAAGAAUGUUGUCUGCUGUGUGAGGGGUAGAGUUGGUACAGAAAGUUUUGAAGAGAGGCAUUCUUCACUUCCUUCUUUAAGAGGUAACAGUCCUGCUUCCACACUCUUUUUGGGACCAAUUCCAGGCAGGAGAAAUAGAAAUGCUUUCUUGUAGACAUGUUAGGGGAAGCUGUCUUCUCAACAAGUGCCUGAUUAGAGACUUUGGGGAAUUUCUCCUUGGGUUAGGUUGACGCUAUUCACUUGGUUAAUCGAGAUCUCGUCUUACUCCUGCCUAAAGAGGAAGAUCACCUGUCUAAAGAACUGAUUUACUCAUGUGUAUUUUCUGAUUUAUUCUGAUCUGUAGAACAUUCCAAUCUCUGUUUGUUGUCUGUUCAUUUAAAAGCAUUUACUUACUCUUCA